Messenger RNA from Dendroctonus ponderosae (mountain pine beetle), 1420 nucleotides. RefSeq names its product popeye domain-containing protein 3. Gene Ontology annotation, cellular component: sarcolemma. Bases 84 to 1265 code for a protein of 393 amino acids. NCBI's taxonomy places the organism in Eukaryota, Metazoa, Arthropoda, Insecta, Coleoptera, Curculionidae. Gene Ontology annotation, molecular function: cAMP binding. The record is from RefSeq and is a predicted model, not a curated record. The transcript has 7 exons.
GACUUCCACCCUGAAAACCACCCUUUUGCCAGUUUCUUUAUGUUUUCCGCACCAAAUAGCUGCAAACAGAUUGUUGGAUAAAAAUGCCUUCACAAGCAGCUGCUGGACUUGAACCCAACGAAGAACGUCCGCACUUUUUGUAUGUGAGUCCCGGAUUGAAUUUAUCCUGGCCUGAUAAAGACCGGAACAUUAGCUAUCGAAUUCCAUCAGGAACCUGGUGGCCCUGGUGCGACUAUUGGAAAGAACCGCAACACAUUCUCUACCAACUGGCCAAUGUUUGUUUCGUCUUGGCUUACUCCUCAACAUGUUCGAAGAAAGGCGUUCUUUUCAUGCACUGCUGGUUGAUUCUAGGUCUAAUGUUAUUUGCCACAUGGGCCUGGAACAUCAUUUGCGCCCCAGAUGUCUUCACCUGGAACUUUGCAUUCAUGCUAAUGAAUCUGGCCCAGGUUUUCCACAUUGUAUAUCAGCUGAGGCCAGUGAAGUUCGAUCCUGAGCUGGAGGAAGUCUAUCAUACAUUGUUUGAGCCGUUUAAGAUGAGCCGGCUGCAAUUUAAGAGAAUGGUCGGUCCAGAUUUUGCCCAAAUCAUGUCGUUGCAUGCUGGGGAAGCGUAUGCUGUGCAAAAUCUCACCAGGACUGAUCGACUGGGAUUGCUCCUUUCGGGAAAGGUCAACGUGUUAUCAGAUAAUCAGUUCCUACACCCGAUUCUUCCAUGUGAGUUUAUGGAUUCUCCCGAGUUUGAAUCCAGCCGCAAUACUGUUGAUGACAAAUUUAAGGUGGCAAUAGUUGCAGCUAGCACCUGCAGGUACCUCUACUGGCAAAGAUCCUGCUUGGAAUAUUUGUUUGUCAAAGAAACCUAUAUAGCAACAGUGCUGACCACGCUAAUUGCCAGAGACAUUACUACGAAACUGUAUGCAAUGAAUAAUAAAAUAGUGACUGCCAAAGGAUCACAUUUGGACAUAAGAUUGCCCAGCAUUACGUCGUCGUUGACUUCAGGAGGAGAAUAUAAAAGCCCCAUUAGGACGAAGAAAUUAAAUGGUGCAGUUUGCAUGUCAGCUGAAGCGUUUUGCAACGAAAGCCAGAAGAACAAACAAAAACAGUAUGACAAAUUGAAAGAAAACACAAAUCCUUCACAGAACUGUUACGUGAGCGAAAUGGAGCCCCUGACUGAGCUGCCUUCUUCUGACGAUCUCACCUCAAACGAUGUGGAAAGUUGGCUGGAAACGAGUUCGAAAUAUCACAGCUGUGAACUGGUUGACACCGAGUGAUGUUGUGAUAAUAACUAAGCAAAGUUUGUGAUAUAAUUCGAUGGGAAAGUUGGGGAUUUAUUGCUGGAAAAUGCCCCCAAGUUAGCAAGGGUAAAGAAUCGGCGCUUAACAUUUGUUUUAUAUUACUAUAAUAAAUAAAUAAACGUUUAACAAAG